GUAAAAAAUAAAAGCACAACACAACUGCACAACAAAGAGUGAAAUUGCUGCGAAUAGUUUUCGUUUUAUCUUGAAAAUAAUGCCUUUCAGCCUCAAAAGGAAGUUUCGUGUAACGAUGACGUUUGUUUGAAAUAAAAUUCGGUAAAUGUUGAACAUUUCUAUCGUUAGUUGGGUUUAAUGGUGCAGACGAGUGCGUGCGAAUUAUUUUGUUAUUGGAUCGAUUAUCGAUUUUUCUCUGUAAGCAAUAACAACCAGUUCAAGGGAAAGUGUGAAGCAGCUGGUACAACUUUCAGCAGGUGUUUUUGUGAUAUACACAUGAAAUGAUAAUAUCAAAGUGGCACGGUCCGGUGGUAAUAGAAGUGUAGAAACCGCUGGACACAUAACUUAGGACGAAAAAGGAGAAAGUAAUGCGAACAACUGGCUGAUCCGUCUGGAAUGGUACAAUAUAACUGGCUUCCACCGAACAGCUUGAAGACAACGGAAGCAGCACAAGGAAGUAGCGGUGUAACUGAGGGAGGCGGCGGGUGUGUCGCUUUUUCUGCAUCCACAUUCUGGACUACACAGGGAGAAACACAAACCAUUCGUCAUUCUUCGUCCGUCAGAGCAACAGAUGCCGCGGCACUGCGGCGCGAUAACAGGAACGAGUGAAUCAAAAAGUGUUUAUUGUGAAUCUGUCCCAUUCGUUAACGAACUAUUGCGUUCGAUGAAAGGGACUUGAUAGUCAAAACUUUAAAAUUGUGGGUGACGUUAACGGGCACCAAAACGAAGAAAGGAUUUGCUGGGGUUGACGCUUUGUCCCAUCUUUGUGUAGUGAAAUGGGAGGUUCGGUGAGUCAGGUGUUCCGGUCGGGAAGUGCACUGCUGUCGAAUCGCGAUGGACACAAGGUAUCGGAGACAACCGUUGAUAAAGUGAACACAAUAUUCGAUGCGCUUAGAGCCAAUCCAAAGAUCUCGAUUCAACGACUCGAGCCGCUAUUGCUGCAAAUACCGAAGUAUGAAAACAUACUGGCCAUACACGACGAAACAGGAUACAAUCUUCUGCAGAAAAGCGUCGGACUGAACCACAUAGAGCUAGCCAGAUGGCUACUGCAACGGCACCGUCCAGAUGUAAAUAGGAGCUCAUGCUCUUUGCCGCUACAUAUUGCCUGCUUGAAAGGAUAUGAAGAAUGUGUCGAGCUGCUUCUCAAACAUGGAGCGAGAAUUGAUACCGAGGCGAGAAUGUGUUUCCCAGGUGUUCACUCUCACAAUUGCGAGGAAAGCGGGAAAUAUAAAAGUAUGUCACCUCAAUUAAUGCUUGAUUCGGUAGAUUUUCUCAUUUGUCCCCCGUAUGUAUUAUCAGACCAAGGAGAUGAUGUCGGCGUCUGCGAGAGACCCAACACAAAGCUGCAAAACGCUGUCUGUUACGCAAUCGACGGCGAUCAGAUCAACGUACUUAACAUUCUCGCCCAGAAGAUGGAGGAACCAUGGAUGCCAUUUCGCGUGCGAAAACCGCUGCUGCAUAUCGCCUGCGAAAGGGGUGCAUGGAAGUGCGUCCAACAUCUCGUCCAGACCCGAUCGGACGAAAUUAAUCUCAUCAAAGAUGAAUACUAUCCGAUUCAUCAGGCUGUGCUACACGACGGGCGCUUCUUGGAGCUUUUGAUCCAACAUGGCGCGAUAACGACGGUGCGCACGUGUACCCAACAGAUGACUCUGCUACACGUUGUUAUCCUGGCGGCGAGGAAAUCAGCUGAAGAUACCCUCAACACUAUACGAAUAUUGUUGGAACGUGGUUGUAAGGAGCUUAUCAACAGUCCGGAUUCGUUGGGCAAUACGCCGCUACAUGCAAUCAUAGUACGAUAUGCGCUUGAGGAGGCUAGGUACGGUUACGAUAAGUGGAACAAGUGGGAUGUGUUGCAUUUAGUGCGCUUCCUGCUGCAGAACGGUGCUAAAAGCUCAAUCAAUCAGGCUGGUAAUAGUGCGCUGGCCUGUGUCUUUCGCCAUAUACGAGACUGGGAGGUAUGCUACGAGCUGCUGAACAUGCUGAUAAAGGAAGGGGGUGAUCCAAACAUAGUGGGACGAGAUGGAUCGGUACCCAUAAUGGUUUGCCUGGUGCCACUCAUCAACAAGGAUCCGUUGCAUCAUUUUACACAUUCGAUGAAGGUAUGCUAUCUGAAUUGCAUCCGAAUACUGCUGCAGAAUGGUGCCAACCCGAACUGUUCGUAUCGUUCGAACCUCACGCCACUGCACGUGCUCAUUUUCACCGUGUCAGAAAACUUCACCCUGAACUGUGAUACCCAAAAGCGUGCCAAUUUCGACUUUAUCAAGAACAUCUUGAUACUCCUGCUGCAGUAUGGGCUGGACUGCAACAUCACGUCUCAACACAUCCUGCAAUCGGUAAUCGACAUGAUCGUAAACGUGCGUGCCUGUCCGGACAUCCUAUGUGUGUAUGAACUGUUGUUGGUACUGAUACAAUACGGAACGGAUCCGAACAUAACGCUCAGUAACAAGCUGAUAAUGAGUGGCAGCAGCAGUUCUUCGAUAAACUAUGUGAAUGAUUUCAUCAAUUUUGGUGGCAUUAGAGCAGCCGGAGGCGGAGAGGUGGCAGGUCCCAGUGGAAGCGGCAACGCUGUUUCCUCAACAAGUAACGGAGCGGGAGCUUCAAGUAGUGGCAAUGGCAGUGACAAUCUGCGAAGUUCAUUCCGGAAUAACGCACGUAACUAUUUGCUGUUUUAUUAUAUUAUGUUAAUUACGCGAAAAGAGUUCAUUUUGCUCGACCGCGAACAGACUUAUCAACGUAUUAUACAUCUGUUUUAUUACUCUAUGAAGCACGAUACGCUAUUUAACUGCCUCAAAUCUCUGCACAACCUGUUUAUAGCACAGGUGCCGAACAAAUCUAUUGAUAACCUGAGGCAUCUGAUAAUCACACUUUACAAAAAGCCUCGCAGUUUAAAGCAACUAAGUCGGGUAUGUAUAUACAAUAACCUGAACAAGAAGUUGGCACCGAGUAUAAAUCGGCUCAACUUGCCACUUCCUUUGAAAGAGUACGUACUGAACUUCGAGGGAUGAAGUGGAGGAAAGUCGCAAAAUUUAUGCACCCAAAAUCUCUCUAUGAACAUAAAUGUCCACGUUUUCUGUGUUAGAUAUUGUGUAAAUAAGGUAACAAAUCUCAUCUAAAAACAAAAAAAAAACAAACAAUCACUACCGAUGCAAAAAACAGGAUGCAAAUUGAAUCUAUUAAGCAAAUGUUAACGGAUUACAGGUGAAACAAGAGAUAUUAAAGACUCUGCAAAUAUUUUGCCCGUCUCCCUUUACUCUCAUUCACUUUUUGCGAGACACAAUACAAGGAAAAAAUCGCUUUAUCUUACCAGUCAGUCAGAUCAACAAAUGUUUAAAUAACUACACUAUCAUGUUCUGAAAUACUAUGAGAAAUACAGGUUGAAAAUAAUAA
Messenger RNA from Toxorhynchites rutilus septentrionalis, 3426 nucleotides. RefSeq names its product serine/threonine-protein phosphatase 6 regulatory ankyrin repeat subunit C. Lineage: Eukaryota; Metazoa; Arthropoda; Insecta; Diptera; Culicidae. Gene Ontology annotation, molecular function: protein binding. The record is from RefSeq and is a predicted model, not a curated record. Bases 816 to 3044 code for a protein of 742 amino acids. Gene Ontology annotation, biological process: intracellular signal transduction. The transcript has 8 exons.